Eupeodes corollae is the source of this 1554-nucleotide messenger RNA. RefSeq lists its product as uncharacterized. Lineage: Eukaryota; Metazoa; Arthropoda; Insecta; Diptera; Syrphidae. Bases 167 to 1447 code for a protein of 426 amino acids. The record is from RefSeq and is a predicted model, not a curated record. The transcript is spliced from 5 exons.
AAAAGGUCGACUUCUUGUAUUUAUAAACAAAACCAAGCUAAACAAAAACAAAUAAAAUUAUUAUGCUUCAUGUUCGUUUAUUUUGCAAUUAUUUCAAUAAACUUAAUGUUGGAAUAACAAAUAAAGUCCUUUAAUUAAAAGACAUUCUUUUUAUUACAAUACAAACAUGAGCGGAAGACUCCAUAAGCUGAAAGUUGCCUUGGCUUUGGUAACUGUUGCUUAUGCUGCAUAUCUACACCUCGAAGAGGAAAAGGAGAAGAAGAGGAGCAGAAACAUUAAGGAAACAAUUAAACGGAAAUAUGAACUUACUCGCUCCUUAACUCACCCUGAUUCCUCGUCGAGUGAUGAAUAUGAACCUAGCCAAAAGAAGAGUUUCCAAAGCACUCAAAUCAAGAUAGAACAAGACAGCAAUGAUGAAUUUGCAGGAACACAAGACAACAUCAAUUCAAACACGUUCACAAUACGUCCAGACUUUGUCAAUUCUUUUGUUUCAAAAUUCUCAGAAUCCCAGUUUAAAGACGCUUUCCGCAUAUCACGGAACACAGCAAAUCAACUAUUCGUUCGUUUCAAAUCCAGCCCAGAGUACAAAAACAUUUUCAAGCUAACCGACCAAACCAGGAUUCCAGCAAAACAUUACAUUUGGAUGUUUCUCUGGUUCGUUGGAAGAAAAUGUUCCUACCUUGAGCUCUCGGAGAUGUUCAAUGUGCCACUUUACAAAUCUGUAUGCGUUGUUGAUACGGUUCUGCAGUUUUUGAACAGCUAUGCCCGAGAUUUUAUUCGGUUCCCAGAGACUCCCUCAGAGUUGAGAGCUUCUGCUGAAAGUUUCCAACAAAUUGCUGGGUUUCCAGAUGUCAUCGCCUGUUUGGUCAGUACUAAAAUAAAAGCAAAGGCCGACAAGGAUUCGUUUGUUGCACAAGUAUUUUGCGAUUCCAAGGGACGUUUCUUAGACGUUUUCGUUGAUUCCACAAUCGACAUUCAUUCCACUGAGGUUCUAGAGAAGUCUCAAAUGAACCAAAAGCUAAAGAAUAUCUGCCAGGGAAAAUAUCACACCCUGGCCACGAACGAUUACUUCGUCAGAGAGUGGCUACUGACUCCAAUUGACAGACCGUCCUCCGGUGAACACAUCCGAUACAAUCGAAAACACGCAAAAACAAUGAAUGUGGUUUCGGAUUCCUUGGAACUGCUCACACAACGUUUCCCACAGCUCACCAAUAUGCAUUUAUUAAGUUCGUACAAAAUCAAAAAAGUCUUUACCGCUUGUUGUGUGUUGCAAAAUAUUUGCCUGGAGAAUGAGGAUUUCUUCGAUACAGAAGAGGAUCCAUUGCUGGUCAAGUACUACGAAGAUAAACUAGUUCAAAUCAAAGAAAAGCCAAUCGAUGGCAAGGCACAUCUUCAAAAAAUUGGUGAAUUAAAGAGGAAACAAGUUUUGAAGAAACUUAUUGACUAAGGACCUUAAUUUUAACCCUCGUUUUGUUUAUAUUUAUUAAUUCCUGAGUUAAAUGAAUUAAAAGUUUAAGUCUUAUAAGAGAAUAAAUACUUAUUUUUAUGUAUAAC